AUGCGCUUUGUAAUAAACGGCGCCGACGCCUUCGACGUGCCCGAGACCUGUUUGCGGAAGCGCGCGUCUUCACUAUUGACGGCGGUCACGGCCUGUAGUUCGGGUGACGUGCGCCAGCUCGAUCCUUCCGCGGCUCGUCUAGCCGGCUGGGGCCCGGGCCUGGGCGAGGCCAUUGAACGGUUCUUCGAGGACCCCGACGACUUUUCGUUGCCGCCGAACGUCGAGCUGGCGGCGUUCGGUGGCGUGGCGGACUGGCUACGCUUAGAAUUAGACCUAGGUGCAUUGGCGGCUCUAGCAAAGAGGACCUCUCGUAAUAGGCGAGACUUCGCCUGGGCCCUGCGAGCCAAGACCUUCCUGCGGAGGCGGGAAGCGUUGGGACGGGGCCUGUCGUGCAUGCGUCAACUGAUGUGGUCGGAACCGAACUCGAUGUACGCCUUUGUCUUUUUGCGCUUCACGGACGAUUUGUAUUCAGUGAACGAGAAGUCCGGAAGCCCGUUCCUAGCGGUCGGUGGUGGCGAUCGCGAGAAGUUCGGUUCGUGUGAGGACAACGCGCUCUGGGCGGACGACGGGAGCUGUCGCGACGCGUGCGAUUCUAUACUAGCAAGGUGGGGCCUCGGGACGACCUGGGAGCGGCCCCAUUUGGAGCUGCGCGGCGAGGCGCCUCACACUGUAUUUGGAGACCGCUGGGUCCUGAAAGUCACGGUACCGCAGCCGGCGGCCCCGGAGGUGACGACGCCUGUUUGUCAGAAGCGGAGCGUCUGA
Messenger RNA from Pelagomonas calceolata, 762 nucleotides. NCBI's taxonomy places the organism in Eukaryota, Pelagophyceae, Pelagomonadales, Pelagomonadaceae. The record is from the annotation of a GenBank genome assembly.